Molecule: messenger RNA, 3286 nt
Organism: Cucumis melo (muskmelon)
Lineage: Eukaryota; Viridiplantae; Streptophyta; Magnoliopsida; Cucurbitales; Cucurbitaceae
Product: pentatricopeptide repeat-containing protein At2g38420, mitochondrial
Exons: 3
Coding region: 189-1661 (490 amino acids)
Molecular function (GO): protein binding
Source: RefSeq, a predicted model, not a curated record
UAAGCAAAGUUGAAUCGAGGGUAAUGCGCGGCGCCCAUUAACACAACCCAACGCUAUUUGAUGCCAAAUUACAGAAAUAGAUAACAAAAGGUUGGUUAGGUUGGAUUCAGGUCAACAGUUAAGUAGUUAAUGACACACAAGCAAAUAAUAUAAGAUUGAAAGUGCGGUGUUUUGUGUUUGAUGCCAAAAUGGGAAGCUUUAGCGUUGUGAAGAACAGCAACAACUUCCUCAGAAAACACAGGAAGUGGCCAUUUUCAUCUCACAAAACCACAUGGCAUCAAACGUUCGAUCAGGACGAAGCUUUGCGAAUCCUAAAACAAUCUGCCAAUUCCCACCAACCCCACCUUCUUCUUUCCACUCUUAUAACCUCCUUCACAUCCUACUCCUGCCACCCAACCCCCAACGCCUACUACUUCGUUCUCAAAACCCUAGCUCGAACCUCCCAAUUCCACCACAUUCCCCCUGUUCUUCAUCGCCUCCAAUUCGUUGAGAAAUUCCAAACCCCAGAGUACAUAUUUGUCGACCUCAUCAAACUUUACGGACGAAUGAACAGAAUUCAAGACGCCGUCACUCUUUUUCGUCGGAUUCCCAUGUUUAGGUGCUUUCCUUCUACGCUUUCACUCAAUUCUUUACUUUCCCUGCUCUCUCGAAAUGCCCAAGGCCUUCCUAUGAUUCCUGACAUCCUUUUGAAUAGCCACUCUAUGGGUAUUAGGCUUGAACACUCCACUUUUCGGAUACUAAUUACUGCCUUAUGUAAAGUUAAUAAAGUUGGGCACGCAAUGGAGAUUUUCAAUUAUAUGAUAACAGAGGGUUAUGGUCUCAAUCCACAAAUCUGCUCUUUGAUAUUGGGAUCGCUGUGCCAACAAAAGAAUUCCUCUGGUGAUGUGGUUCUUAGCUUUCUGGAAGAAACGAGGCAAAAAGGAUUCUGUCCCGCUGUGGUAGAUUAUUCUAAUGUAAUUAAGUUUUUCGUUACGAGAGGGAUGAGUUCAGAUGCUAUUGACCUAUUGAAUAAAAUGAAGGCCGAUGGUUUCAAGCCUGACAUUGUUUGUUAUACUAUGGUCUUGAAUGGGGUGAUUGCGGAUGGGGAUUAUCAAAUGGCAGAUGAACUGUUCGAUGAAUUGCUUCUCUUUGGUUUAGUUCCUGAUAUUUAUACGUACAACGUGUACAUACAUGGAUUAUGCAAACAAGGUAAUUCGGCAGCGGGGCUUCAAAUGAUUUCGCAUAUGGAGGCACUGGGGUGCAAACCCAAUGUGAUUACUUACAAUAUUCUAUUGAAAAGUUUGUGUAUAACCGGUGAACUUGAUGAGGCAAGGAAGCUUCGAAGUAAGAUGCAACUAAAGGGUCUGGCAGAAAACUUGCGGACUUUUAGGAUUAUGAUCGAUGGUUUAUUUCAUAACGGUGAGGUAAUUGAAGCCUGUGCCCUAUUGGAGGAAAUGCUAAGAAGUCGUUUCCCUCCUCAGAUUUCAACUUUUAGUGAGAUACUUUCUCGGUUGUGCAAAAGACACAUGGUAGGCAAAGCACUUGAGUUGCUCACGUUAAUGGUAGGAAAGAACUUUUCCCCAGGUCCUAAGGCUUGGGAAAUACUGCUCCUGAGUUCUGAAAGUGAACUAACUUCUGUUAAGAGCCUUGAAACUACUUUAAAAGAUUUAGUAGGCAUCUGAAGACACUCAACCUCCACGGAUUUUGGAAUUCUCAACUAUAGAAGUCCUCUCGACCAUGCUCAAACUGGUCUCUAUUUUAUUCUGUAAUGGACCAGCCUUCGUUUUACCCUACUCUCAAUAAGGUGUUGCAAUGCGACGUUGUGUGAGCUAUAUAUCUGCUGGUGUUUUGGUAAAAGGAGAGAACCCACCCUUCAACUUCAUGAGCUGGGCAGAGUUUACUGCAAAUCAACAUCUAAUAGUGUAACUGUAAGUGGAAACUUAAAUCAGUGCUUACUUUUUAUCGUGUUAGAUUAUAAAUCUUCAUUUUCAUAGAACGCAGUGCACUUUUUAUGGUUCCCCAUAAAUAUCAAAGAUGAUUCAGUCAAUUUUUUUAUUAUUAUUGGAACAGAAACAAGCCUUUUCAUUUAAAUAAAGAAAUGAGACUGAUGCUCAAUAGACAUAUAAUGAUGACGAAACAUAAAUAACCAACCAAGAGAUAAAAUCAAGUACUAAUGUGAACGUUUAGCUGUGGAAUACAGGCUAAUUUAAAAAGAAGGACAAACAAAGCACUACAUCUUAAACAAUGACUUAAAUUGAAUAGUUUAGAAAGAUCGGAAAGAGAGCACCGAAGGAAGGAAAUGACUCAAGUAAGCUCAAAAAGGCUUAACCAAUGAAGUGGCGCAUCUUAAAAAUGUGUCACUUCAAGGGGCACCUUAUAUGGUUGAACUUUUCGCUAGCUUGGCAAGAAAAUGAACAGGUUAUUUGAUCCUAAUUGAUUAGUCUGCUUUAAAGUAUUAAUAAGUGAUAUGUAUCUCGAGCCAAGCUAAUUUGAACCUACUAUUAUGUCAUAAUCGACUGGUACUGAUGGGAUGGAUGUCAUUUUGGCAUCUUCUAAUUAGUGGUUAUUUUCAAUUGGAUAUAUCAUAUAUUUAGUAUGAAAGAACGGUGGGGGAUGAUGAGGAUAUGCUUUACCAUUUUAGUUUAGAUAAACUAUAAUCAAAGCUAUCUAAUCCUGCAUGCCUACAAAGUUAACCUCUAGUUUUUUGUAUUUGAUAUGGCCACGGGACUUUGUUUUCCUUGUAUUCUUCUACUAGAAAGUGUUAAUUGUUCUUGAACAAAUGGCCUGUUGCUAGUGAACUGUAACUUUUGGAAGUGUCUUCUAGAUCUUAAAUCAGAUCAGCAAAAGUUUCUCUGGUCUACCUGCGCGAAAGGAAAUUGGACUUGGAACUUUAUACUCUUAGUCGAGUAAAUUGGAUCUCCUACCUCAUUAGGCAGUCCGUGGGCUGAAAUGGAGGAUUUUAAAGGUUAAACCUAUAAAUGACGAGAGACAAAUCAUGGACAGCAAGAAUAGUUGCACAGUAACUUUUGAACAAUACAGAAUCCUUUUUUUAAACACAACUGUAUCAAAAGAACUUUCAGAAAAUUGUUCCACAUGGAAAGCACUGAAACCGUAUCUUAAGCUGAUUCAACUUAGCUUUUAGUUGUUUGGUGAGAAAAGAAAAAAGAACUGAAAAAGCUUCUUAGUUGACACCAAUAUGAUGAGAAGAAGCUUUUCUCUCUCUCUCUUGAAGGCAGCUCCAAGUUGAAUCUCACUCACCAUCAACUUUUAGGAUCUUCCCAGUUCCACUAAUGGAAGUUGGAACCUG